Messenger RNA from Procambarus clarkii (red swamp crayfish), 1694 nucleotides. RefSeq names its product NADH dehydrogenase (ubiquinone) 49 kDa subunit (gene ND-49). The record is from RefSeq and is a predicted model, not a curated record. Gene Ontology annotation, biological process: mitochondrial electron transport, NADH to ubiquinone. Lineage: Eukaryota; Metazoa; Arthropoda; Malacostraca; Decapoda; Cambaridae. Gene Ontology annotation, molecular function: NAD binding; quinone binding; oxidoreductase activity, acting on NAD(P)H.
UGUCCCGCAGUUCUCAGUGACGGCCGACCACCGGGGCGACCAUGGCUGCCGUGCUCGGCAAUAUUACCCAUAAAGUGGUCUCCUCUGCCCUCUCCGUGGGCUCCAAAUGUCUGCUCAAGAACACCGGCUCGGCAUAUUUUGCCAACCCUGUUCGAGGUGGAGCCAAGUGGUACCCUGAUGCAGAAUGGCUGAAACAGUUUUCAGGCCCAGUGAUGGUCCCAUACGAAGGUAUGAAUAUGGAAAUGACGUCGUGGAAUGCCAGGUUAGCACCCGUUGAAAAGAAAGUCCGUAAUGUGACCAUUAACUUUGGACCCCAGCACCCAGCGGCCCACGGAGUGCUGCGGCUAGUGCUGGAGCUAGAUGGUGAGACUGUGGCUCGUGCUGACCCUCACAUAGGAUUGCUGCACCGUGGGACAGAGAAGCUUAUCGAAUACAAGACUUACACACAGGCUCUGCCUUACUUUGAUCGGCUAGACUAUGUAUCUAUGAUGUGCAAUGAACAAGCCUUUGCUCUGGCUGUGGAAAAGCUUUUAGGUUUGGAAGCUCCAAUCAGAGCCAAAUAUAUUCGCACUAUGUUUGGUGAAUUGACACGCAUCUUGAACCACUGCAUGUUCUUGGGAACUCACGCAUUGGAUGUUGGAGCACUAACUCCAUUCCUGUGGCUGUUUGAGGAGCGUGAGAAGAUGAUGGAGUUUUAUGAGCGAGCUUCUGGGGCUCGUCUCCAUGCUGCAUAUGUUCGACCAGGAGGCGUGGCCAUUGACAUCCCUAUUGGCCUGAUGGAUGAUAUCUACGAGUUCAUCAGCAAGUUUGGCGAGCGCCUUGAUGAGGUGGAGGAUGUACUCACUAGCAAUCGUAUUUGGAAACAACGAACAAUUGGUAUUGGAACCGUUUCUGCUGAAGAUGCUCUUAACUAUGGUUUUAGUGGUGUGAUGCUGCGAGGAUCUGGCAUCAAGUGGGAUUUGCGGAAGACUCAGCCUUAUGAUGCGUAUGACCUAGUUGAAUUUGAUGUCCCAGUGGGAAAGAAUGGAGACACGUACGACAGGUACUUGAUACGUGUUGAGGAGAUGCGACAAUCCCUGCGCAUUAUUGAGCAGUGCAUCAACAACAUGCCUCCGGGUGAAAUACGUGUGGAUGAUGCUAAGGUUGCUCCACCAUCAAGGGCUGAAAUGAAGACUUCAAUGGAGGCACUUAUUCAUCACUUCAAGGUGUUCACUCAGGGCUACCAAGUCCCUCCCGGUGCCACCUUCACAGUUGUUGAAGCUCCAAAGGGUGAAUUUGGCGUCUACCUGGUUUCUGAUGGAUCAUCAAAACCCUACAGAUGCAAGAUCAAAGCACCAGGCUUUGCUCAUCUAGCUGGAUGUGAUAUGGUUGGGAAAAACCAUAUGUUGGCUGAUAUUGUGGCCAUCAUUGGUACUCUGGAUAUUGUAUUCGGAGAAGUUGAUCGUUAAAGAGAAUAUAUUUGCUAAAUUGGUAGUGACGUAACUAUAAUUUAUGAACCAAUGAUAAAACUUGAGUGCUAGUUAUGAUUUAGACAUUGAGAAAUUUCACAAUUAGUAUGAAAAUUUAUGGAUAGCUUUACCUGAACGUAACAUAAGCUAGUUUCAGAUGUACAGUUAUUUUACAUUAAUGUUCAUGUAUGUACAUAUUUUGAAUGAAAAGUUCCAAGACAUGUAAUAAAAGGUAAAACAAUGAUA